This is a messenger RNA of Closterium sp. Naga37s-1, 1623 nucleotides long. NCBI's taxonomy places the organism in Eukaryota, Viridiplantae, Streptophyta, Zygnematophyceae, Desmidiales, Closteriaceae. The record is from the annotation of a GenBank genome assembly.
AUGAGCGAUGAGACGAAAGCGACUGAGGUUGAGAGCGGGUCCCAAGGAGCACAGCGGCGAGGGUUCGAUCCACCUUCCUUCCCCGCUGUCGCCGCUACGCGUCCUGUGGCGGUUCACGCGUUUCCGUCGGGCGGGUACGUGUGGGACGUGGCGGCGGCAGAGCAGGUUCGACUAGAGCACGGCAUAGUAGGGACCAUGGCGGGAGGCCUGCCGGGCUUCGCGCUUCAGAACAAGGUCAAGGGCCUGCCGCUGCUGCUCUCGCUGGAAGAGCUCGCCGCAGCAGCGACCAUGGGCGUCGCAAGGCUGCAAGCAAGCGAGAAUAUGGGGGAGCGUGGCACGGAGGAAUGUGGAGGGUUGCACCGGAUGGCUGCGUCUAGCUGCUCACACCCCUGCCUGCUCGCCUCUACCUGCCCUCACCAGCCGCCCUGCUCCGUGCCGCACACCCUCCACGCUGCCAGGGAGGCCUCGUUCAGCGAAAAGUUCCGGCUGCCCGUAACAGAGGGGGAUGUGGAGGUAGCAGCGGAGUGGUUCGGCGCUUCAGGGCGUGGGGUGCAGCGGCAGAGGGAUGGCAGUGAUGCUCCAGCUGGGAUUGGGGGAUGCAGCGAAAGUGCCGCAGUGGAUUGUUCUGAAGAGGAGGUCGCUGGUGGAGAGGAGAAGGGCAAUGGUGGGGAAGAUAGGAACCAAAGCAGAGGUCGAUGCAAAGGAGCGAAAGACAUUGGCAGAGAGUGGCAUGAUGAUGACAGGGAAGGAGUGAGCAACGGCACGAGCGCCACAUCCCCCAGCACUUGCUGCAAUCAUCAUCCGCCGUCUUCCUCCUCCCUGCCCCUCACCCAACCGCAUGCACGCACCUCCCUGCUCUCCAUGCUCGCGUCUCUCCUCAACAGCAGCAGCGCCACCAUGCGCCUGCGCUGCCUGGUCUACGCGGACCUGCUCGCCCGCUCCUGCCGCAUGACGUGCGGGAUGCGCUUCGGUGCGCAUUGGCUGGUGUACCCGGGGGGCGCGGACCCCUGCGACCUGCACGCGCCCUGCAUGCUGCGCGUGCAGCGGCAGCACGAGGGGUUCUCAGCGCAGCAGCUGCUGGCGGCUGCCCGCGUGGCCAUGGUCUCCAGGAAGAGGCUUGUGCUCGCAACUGCCCCUGAGGAGGUGCUGCAGGGGGAAGGGUUCUGGGAGCGGUUUGUGGAGCGGUAUGGGGUGGUGCAGGUGGAGCGGAGGGACGGGGAAGAGGGCGAGAGGCUGGUGAGAGGAGUACUGGAGGAUGGGUUAGGGGGAGCGGAGCUGGAAGGGUUGGCGCAAGUGGGGGACGAUGCGGGAGCAAAACAUGAGGAGGUUGCCAGACUGAUUCUCAAGGAUGGAAGGGGUUCAGAGCAGGGAGGAGGAGAGGCUGGUGAGCGUGGGGCAGCAGAAAGCCGAGGCAUGUGUGGGGGUGAGCAAGGGUGGGAGAAGCAGGAGAGGAAAGGGGGAGCGAGUGUGAGAGGAGAGGAGUGGGUGGAGUACACGACAGUGGUGACUGACCUGGACUUCCUGCCUCUAGAGCUGCGCACCCAGAACCCCCUCAAGGCCAAGAUGCUGCAACAAGGACAGCAGGUCGGCACUCGAAGGAGCAGGAAAUCUGGUGCUGUGUAA